AUGCAGCGCUCGGAACCCAUGCUGCCAUCAACCACUCCAACACGGCCCUCGGAAGAGCUGGGCGUCGAUCUUUUUCAUCUGAACGGCCAGGACUACGUCAUUCUGGUGGAUUACCGGUCACGCUUCCCGGAAGUCAUCAGCCUGCGUUCGAUCGACAGCACUGGCUGUGAUCAACGCUAUCAAGAGCGUCUUCGCGCGCCACGGGAUCCCGCGACGUUUUCUGCAAGAGAGUUCUCCGCUUUAGCCCAGUCCUACGGUUUCUACCACGUCGCUAGCAGCCCCCAUUUUCCACAUUCGGACGGGGAGGUUCAACGGAUGGUGAGGACGGUCAAGGGCCUGUUGCGAAAGUCGGAUAAUGCCUGCCAGGAGCUUUUGGCAUACCGGGACGCCCCUGGGGUAAACGGAGUGAGCCCUGCUCAGCUUCUCAUGGGCAGGCGCCUACAGACCGGGAUAGCAAACACGUCCCACCAUCUGGACCUACACUGGCUCCCAUCGAUCCCAUUCACUCAGCGUGACCAAGACAACCGGAAGCGCCAAGCAUCCAACUUCAACAGAAGACACGCGGUUCGCGCACUGCGGCCUCUUCAGGCCGGCGAGCGGAUUUGGGUACGGGAAGUCAACUCCCAUGCGAUCGUCAUGGGGCCAGCUCAACGGCCCUGUUCCUACCUGGUGGAGAUUCCGACGGGUGUACUGCAGCGCCACCGGAUGCACAUGUGUGAUGAUUAA
This is a messenger RNA of Dermacentor silvarum, 726 nucleotides long. RefSeq lists its product as uncharacterized. The transcript has a single exon. Bases 1 to 726 code for a protein of 241 amino acids. NCBI's taxonomy places the organism in Eukaryota, Metazoa, Arthropoda, Arachnida, Ixodida, Ixodidae. Gene Ontology annotation, molecular function: nucleic acid binding. The record is from RefSeq and is a predicted model, not a curated record.